Messenger RNA from Tricharina praecox, 848 nucleotides. RefSeq lists its product as uncharacterized. The record is from RefSeq and is a predicted model, not a curated record. Bases 137 to 781 code for a protein of 214 amino acids. The transcript has 2 exons. NCBI's taxonomy places the organism in Eukaryota, Fungi, Ascomycota, Pezizomycetes, Pezizales, Pyronemataceae.
AGCUGAAGUCAACGACGCCGCGACGUACGGACGCUUGACGCUCAGAACGUUGUAGCUGGACUCACCACAAGACGAGAGGAGCGAAUCAUGUUCAUGUUGUUUUUUUAUGUUUGUUGGUGUACAGAAUUGAAGUGUUAUGGAGCUCGUACUUGUAACGAGAUGGAUUCAGAUGGGGGAAGAGGUUGACGAGUACAAGAGAAGGCGGCGAAGAAGGAAGCAGAGGGAUGGAGGAGGAAGGGAGAGAGCGAGAAGAGAAACAGGUCUCAGAGGGACGGAGGAGAGGAGGAGGAGGGGCAGCACGCUAACCUGUAUUCGAGGUUUUCGACUGAAUCAGGGAAGGGGUCCACAAAUAAACAGCAACCAACGUUUCCAAGCACACAGCUUUGAGGCUCUGCCGAGGGGCACGGACCAGCUGCAGACGGGAGCAUUUCCCGAAUCAGCAUGGUUGGAACAACCCCCACUCGCUACAACCGGAGAGCUGUCUUCCGGCAGCGAGAAAAAAUCACAAACGAAACAGAGAAGAAGACGCCGAUGGGAGGCGACGGGCUUCGGCAGGCACGCCCGGCAUCCCCAGCCUCCAUCGACUCUGCGGAUGGGGAUUGCGGCUUCCAGAAAGGCGCUAGAAGGGAUGACGAGUUCGAGGCUGAGAAAGUGCGGAGGUCUGGGCGGAAGUAUUCGAAUCAAAUGCACCACGGGUGACUCGGCCACUCUCAGCAACUCACCAACAAUUGCAUCUCACUCCCUCGGCCAAGCACUACUCCUCAGAGUAGGUAGUAGGUAGCAGAGUCGCAAUUGAAUGCCCAUAGAUACCAGUACAUGUUAUUCCAUAUUCGUACAGCCCAUCGAUA